AUGAAUAUCUAUCUAUCUAUUGUCUGUCUGUCCUGUAUUCAUUUUCUACCUGAAUACGUUGUUUUUCUAUCUCCUAUCUAUCUAUCUAUCUAUCUAUCUAUCUAUCUGUCCUGUAUUCAUUUUCUACCUGAAUACGUUGUUUUCUAUCUCCCUGUCGGUCUAUCUAUCUAUCUAUCUAUCUAUCUAUCUAUCUAUCUAUCUAUCUAUCUAUCUAUCUGUCUGUCUGUCUGUCCUGUAUUCAUUUUCUACCUGAAUACGUUGUUUUCUAUCUAUCUAUCUAUCUAUCUAUCUAUCUAUCUAUCUAUCUAUCUGUCUGUCCAUACGUGUCUAUCUAUCAUUUCAUUCAUUUCUGUCAGUUCAUUCGUUUCUACCUUCCUAUCAGUCCAUUCGUUUCUAUCUAUGUAUCUAUUCAUUUCUGUCUAUCAGUUCAUUCGUUUCUACGUUUCUAUCUAUCUAUUAGUACAUUCAUUUCUCUUUCUCUAUCAGUUCAUUAGUUUCUAUCUAUCUAUCUAUCUAUCUAUCUAUCUAUCUAUCUAUCAGUUCAUUCGUUUCUAUCUAUCUAUAUAUCUAUUCUUCAUUCGUUUCUAUCUAUCUAUCUAUCUAUCUAUCUAUCUAUCUAUCUAUCUAUCACUUCACACACAAAGCAACACUUCUACUCUCCACUCUCUUAUUCACCAUUAUCUGUUCUUUUUCAGCGGAUCGAUACCAUUUUCAGUUCACCAGAUGGAUAAGAAGCGACACGUCCUGUCGCCCAUCCACCCAUUCGCGCCCUCCAUACAACUGGGUAAGCAUAUAAUGUUUGUCUUUUCUUCUUAUUGUUUACCAACUUCCUUCGUCGUCCAAGUGCAGCUGACGAGAAUUAUGAACAUAGCAAACCUGUUACCCUGGCAACACCUCGACACACAACGUGGAUCUCAGGGCCGACAAUAA
This is a messenger RNA of Acanthosepion pharaonis, 930 nucleotides long. The record is from the annotation of a GenBank genome assembly. NCBI's taxonomy places the organism in Eukaryota, Metazoa, Mollusca, Cephalopoda, Sepiida, Sepiidae.